AUGAACACAAAGUUGGCAUGCUUUCUCUGUCACCUGUGUUUUUUGGUGCUCUUUUUUCACACCUUAUCGUUCCUUCCUCGCUUUCUUGAACACUUGCGGCCAGCUCAACGACAGUAUAAAUUCAAGGCGCGAAGGAACUGCAACCUCUAUCGUCAAUCGUACGAGCACAGCAGCCAUAUGGUCGGGGGACUUUUCUUCGUUUCGCUCCUCGCAACGCUUGUGGCUGCAUCACCCGCGCCACGGUCAAACUUCAAGGUUCACGAGCGCCGUGAAACUGUCCCGCGAAGUUUUUCCCGGGUGGGUCCCGCUCCUGCCGCGACGACAAUCAAGCUCCGAUUUGGGCUGUUCAGCAAUAACUUCCCCGGUCUCGAGGACACUCUUUUUGCUGUAUCAACUCCGGGAUCGGCACGCUAUGGACAACAUCUUACCCUUGAACAAGCCAAAGCCUUCAUGGAGCCGACAGAGGACUCUUUGAGUGCUGUCACAUCCUGGCUAGACGCCCAUGGCCUUACUGCCACCGUUGCUUCUCCUUACGGAGAAUGGCUCACGGUGGAGGUGCCGGUCUCCAAAGCGAACGAAAUGCUCAAUGCCAACUUCGAAACGUUUACCCACAUCGACAGCGGCUUGCAGAUCAUCCGAACGAUGGAAUUCUCCCUUCCUGAAGACCUCCACGCGCAUAUCGAAGCUGUUCAUCCCACUACUGCCUUUGGACGCCCUCUUGGAGCCGGUCGCGGACCUGUAAUAACCGCAUCCUCUGCCAAUCGCGCCCCAGUAAACGAGACUCUUGUGUCUAAUGCUGUUCCAGCUUCAUGUGCGACGACGGUUACUCCUGCCUGUCUUCAAGCUAUGUACGGAAUCCCAAGUACUUUGGCCACCCAGUCAAGCAACUCGAUUGCUGUUGCAGGCUUCAUUCAGCAGUUUGCACAAACCGCGGACCUGACUGCUUUCCUCAAGAGAUUCCGCACCGAUCUCCCUUCUACAACCACCUUUGCUCUCCGUACCUUCGAUGCUGGCAAGAACACGCAAGGCGCUUCGCAAGCAGGUAUCGAAGCCAAUCUCGACAUCGAAUACACCGUGGGUAUUGCUAGUGGUGUUCCAAUCACCUUCGUCAGCGGUGGCAACUCCUUCCAGGAUGGUGCCCUGGAGGGUUUCUUGGACAUCAUCAACAACCUCAGUCAACUGGCCACUGUCCCGCAAGUCCUCACGACUUCGUAUGGAGAAGACGAGCCCGACCAGACUGCCGCUACCUUCCAGAAGCUCUGCAAUGCUUAUGCAGCUUAUGGUACCCGAGGCGGAAGUAUCCUCUUCGCUUCAGGCGACGGUGGUGUUGCUGGUGGACAAUCCCAGUCUUGCACGACAUUCAUUCCAGCCUUCCCUAGUGGAUGUCCUUUCAUGACCAGUGUCGGUGCUGUCUCCGGAAUCCCACCCUCCGAAACAGCUGCAUCAUUCUCUUCCGGCGGCUUCUCGCGCGUCUUCACACAACCAUCAUACCAGACAACCGCUGUACAGGCAUACCUUUCUGCUCUGGGCAAUACCAAUGCUGGCAAAUUCACCCCCACUGGGCGUGCCUUCCCGGAUGUGGCCGCACAAGGAGUCGACUUCGACAUCAUCAGCGGUGGUACCUUGGAAGGCGUUUCGGGAACUUCCUGCAGCUCACCUUCGUUUGCGAGUGUGGUCGGCCUUAUCAACGACCGCCUCAUCGCUGCGGGCAAAUCCCCAUUGGGUUUCUUGAACCCCUUCUUCUACGCGAACCCCGGUAUGUUUAACGAUGUUACACUCGGCCACAACACAGGCUGCAACACGAACGGCUUCGCUGCCCGCGCUGGAUGGGACCCAGUCACGGGCUUGGGGACACCCAACUUCGCCAACAUGCUCGCAGCCGCUCUGGCUGCAUGA
Molecule: messenger RNA, 1896 nt
Organism: Mycena indigotica
Lineage: Eukaryota; Fungi; Basidiomycota; Agaricomycetes; Agaricales; Mycenaceae
Product: Tripeptidyl-peptidase sed3
Exons: 17
Coding region: 1-1896 (631 amino acids)
Biological process (GO): proteolysis
Molecular function (GO): tripeptidyl-peptidase activity; serine-type endopeptidase activity
Source: RefSeq, a predicted model, not a curated record